Messenger RNA from Paramecium sonneborni, 6930 nucleotides. NCBI's taxonomy places the organism in Eukaryota, Ciliophora, Oligohymenophorea, Peniculida, Parameciidae. The record is from the annotation of a GenBank genome assembly.
AUGCUCAUUUAAUAAAGAAAUUCAACAAUCCAAUAUGAAGAUUACAAAUCCUUUUUAUACAGUUAAUGGCUAUACAAUAACUACCUAACAGAAUUACAUAAUAUUGAUUGUCUAAAAGAAAUUAGUAAUUAGGUUGCUAUAUUAAGCAAGGAAAAAGCUUAAAUUAAUUAAGAAUAACUCAUUUAAAUUAAUACCAUUAAUCAAAAAGUAGUUUUUCUUACUUACUUUAUUUUUGGUUAUCACAUAAUGUAUGUUGAGAAAUAAUAUUUUAUUUAUGCUCUAUAUAAACAAUUCUUGCUUAUCAUCAUUAAGAUAAGCAAUAAGAACUUUGCUCAAUUACUUUCAAUUACAGAAACUUCUCCUCCCUUGUGCAGACUAAUUUAUUUUGAGUGUGUCAUCAUGCUUCUAAAUUAAUCAACCUAACUUUUAAACUUAGCAGAACAAAUUUAAGUUGAUAAAGAUACUGAUAAUAUCAAUGAUAUAACUAAUUCCAAAUUUUUUUAUAAGAAAGCUUAUAUUAUUUUGAUGGAUUUAUCUAAAGAUUCUUUUUAUAACAAUUAUAUAGAAGGUUAAUCAUUGAUAGCUAUUUGUAUUAAUCAAAUGUUCUUAACUGACUAACUAAUAUCUAAAUUACCUGAUCAAAUAAUCAAAAAUAUUAGAUAACAUGAAACUCAAUAUUUAAUCCAAUUAAUGUAAUUAUUUGUUGAUAAUAAUGAUGAAAAAUUAAAUAUUUCAAAAUAGAUAGUUAGAUAAAUAUUUACUAUUAAUGAAGAAAGAAAUUGUGAGAUUUCUAAGUUAAUAUUCUCUAAUCUAAAAUUAUUAUCAUAAUCAACAUAAAUAAAUCUAAUUCUUUAAUCUAUAAGAAUAUGGAUUUAAUCUAAAAAUCCUAUUGUUAUUGAAUAAGUUCGAUUAUUCUUAGAAGAAUUUAUAAAUAAUUAAUGUACUUAAAUUAAAUAUGAUAAUUUUUGCAUUAAAAUAUUAUUUGAAAUAUUAUGUAAAUUUAAUCAUUUAUUUUUUUAGCCUCAAUUCAAUAUUUAGGAUUUAUUGAUGAAACUAAUUUCACUGAUUUAAUUUUGGAUGAGAUUAUAUAAAUAUUUCAUCUCCUUUGGCAUUAACUUGAAGAAGAAACAAAAGAUAGAAUGUUUGAUGAGAAAACUGAAUUCUGGUUAAGUUUCAUACAUAAAUUAAAUUAAUAAUUAAACCCUAUAAUUCCUAUAUAGAAAUCAAUUACUAGUAAAUUGAAAGAUAGUGCUGGGUUAUAUUUGAUUCUACAUGACCAAUAAAAUACUAAGUAAUACAUUAAAUCAACAAAUAUCUUAUUGGAUUUUAUCGAUACUAUUUAUCCACUUGAACAGUAAUUAGUAAAAUCAAGUAAAUUAUUGUAAAAUCUCAUAAAAUCAUCAAUUGAAUUCUUAGUUGAUCCUAUUUUAAAAAAUGAUGAAAUUGUCUUAUAGACUUUAUACAAAGUUUUAAAUUAAGUUUAAUUAUUGAAUCCUCCUAUGAAAUAGACAGUAUUUUAAUUAAUAUGGUCAAGAUGGUAGCCAGAGAAUCCAUUUUAUGUAAAAAUUUUACAAUCUAUUGUCUCUAUUUUUCUUGAAAAUGAAGAUUAAUAAUUAGGAACAAGAAAUAAUUUUUUUUUUUCUAUUUUGGCUAUGGAAAGUGAAAAGAAAAUAAUUCAUCCUUAAAAAUUUCAUACUUUAUUAUAAAUCUGUUAAUAUCUUUGUCUUGAAAAUGCUCCUGUUAAUAUGGAAUAAAUAUUUUCAUCAUCAUAAGAUCCAAAUACAUGUUUAAAAUUAAAAUAAUAUAAAAUUAAAAAAAGCUUUCAAGAAUUUUUUCAAGUAAAUAACUAUUUCUCUAUGAUUAUUAAAUUGAUAUAAGGUAUCUAAAAUACAACUAAUUUUGUUUACAUUUUAAAAGAGUUUAUUAAAUUAGAAUGGUUACUUACAGAAGGUUUAAAUUUAACUUAAGUUGAAUUUGCUGAUGAAUUUGUUUAAUUUUUAGAACUUAAAUUAAAUUUAUUAUCAGAAGAUUAAUAAAAGGAAUUAAUAGAACUCUUAUAAGAUUGUUCAGUUUCUAUGAUUAAUAGAUUUCUCAAAUUAUAAAAUCCUACUGAUUAUUAUUAUUCAGAAUAAUAUGGAGAAAUCAUUAUCUAAAAUGAAUUUUGUUUAAAGGUAAUAUAUUUAAUUUUAUUUUUAGAUUUUAGUUGAAGUAUUCAUUUUUAAUAGUCAUUCAUCAGAAUAACUAAAAUAAAAGUGUUUACUUUUUCUAAGUGUUCUUUUAUCAUCUAAUGAGUACAAUUAAUUAAUUUUCAGAGAAUGUAUUCGUUUAUCUGUAAUUUAUUGAUUAAAUCUUAGAAUUUCUUAUAAUGUAUGAGAAAUCAAAGAAAUAAAAAAUUAUAAUAAUCAAUGGAAGAUGUCUUAAAAAGAUCUUUAUCAUUUAUUAGAAAUGAUCAAAUUUAAAAAAUGAUCCAAAAUGCUCCUAAAGAUCCAUAAAAAAAUAAAGUUUUUAGACAAUCUAAUUUUUCUUAAUAUGUUGGAGCAACGUUAGAAACUUUUUAAAAUAUGAAUAAGGAUUUUAAAGGAAAAAAAUAGUUUUAAUUACUCGGUAAAGAUAGUGGUUUAGUAAUUAAGAACUAUUAAGAUUUAUGCAGUAAAAAAUAUAAGUCCUUUACCUUAUUAAUUGAAUUUAAGAGGGAAAGCUUUUAUUUUAUUAAUUCCAAUGCUAAAAAUAAGGAUGAAAUAUUUAAAGAUGAACAAAUUUUAUUUAAUAUGAGCGGACAUUUAGAUAAUUAAUCUUCUACAAAUGAGUCAAACCAAAAACAUAAUAUUGAUUAACUUGACUUUCUUAGGGUUGCACUUUUAAAACCACCUUUUUAAAACGAAAAUUAAAAAAUAAAUCCAUUAUAAAAUUCUCUCAAAAUUUCUAUAUUAAAUUUUGAAUAAAAAAUGUAUGACAUAAAUUUGAAUUUCACUUAAAAGUUUAAAGAUGAAUUAAUUUUGUUAUUAAUUAUGUUUGAAGAUAAACCUAAACAUACAUUCUCAAUUAAAAUCUAAGAUGAACCAAAAAAAAAUUUUCAAAUUAAAUCUUUUUUAACUGAGUAUACAAAAAAAUAUUCAGAGAAAUAUUAUAUUACUUUGAAUAUAGGAACUUAUUAUAUUAAUUAAUAAUUUUAGAACUCUUUCUAAGGAACCAUAAAUAAUUUUAUUUUAAUUGAAAAGAUUUUGUAUACAAAAUAAAUAGAUGCUAUUUUUUUAAGAAAUUAAAAUAAUUUAAUAGAUAUUAUAGAAAAGGAGUUAUUUAUAUUUGGGAAUGAAGAUAUAGAAAGUAUUAUAUAAUAAAAUUAUUAGGCAGGGAAUUUUAAUAUUUGGAUAUCGAGAAAUUCAAAACUUGUUUUUAAUUAGUAGAAAUUAAAGAUGUAAUAAAAGUUAUAAAGUUUUAAGCAAUAUAAGAAUAGAAUUUUUUUAUGAAUAUGAUAAAAAAACAAGUUUAGCACAAAAUAGUGUAAGAAUAAAAUAAAAUAGUAAAAGUAUUUUAUUAAGGAAUAAAUAUAAUUGAAGAUGCAAGUUUGGCUGAAGUAUUUUUAAGUUUAGAUAAUAUUGAAAUCAUACUAUUUAUAAUUUAAAUAUCCACUUAAACAUACUUUAAUCUCGAAAAUUUUGAAAGAAGAUCAAGUAGAUUAAAAACAUUAUAGGUGACUUUGUAAAAUGGAACUACAAGAAGUUAAGGAGUUUAUAGAAGAACAAAUUACUUCGAUAAUUUUGGCAGAUAAUUGUUUUUAAAAAAAGAUAUGAGAAAAUCUAGAGAAGAUUACUUAAAUUGUCAACAGUUUCAUUUAAAUUUAACUAAAUAAAAUAGUUCUUCGUUAACUUAAGGAGAAUCUCCUAUUCAAUUAAGUCAAAAAAUUUAGUAAAUAGAUACAAAUGUAACUAGUUCUAAUUCUAAUUCAAUCAUAUAUGAUUAAAGUAAUCCAACAGUAUCUUAAUUUAAUUUAGAUUAAUUGGAAUAAAAUUCUUAUAAUUCUUAGAAUUCAGGAUUUUAAAUUUAACAAAUAUAAUAAUUUGAUGAACAAAGUUUAGCUAAAUCUAAUGAUUUGGAAACAAAACAAACAGUAUUAACAGAUUUCACCUUAAUUGAAAAGCCUAAUUUUACUUCAUCUAAUGAAAAAUACUUUUCAAAUAAGUAUAUUGAAAUUAUAAGAGUAAAAUCAUAAAAUGUAAAAAGGACAACUUAAAGAAAUAACACAUAAAAUUAUUCUCCAAAAAAAUAAAUACCAACCAUUUAGUUGAAUUAAAAUAUAUAAGAUACAAAAAGUGAUAAAACUAUAGAUUAUAAUUUUGAAGAAAGAUCAUCAAUUUAGAAUGAUAUAAUUAUAUAUUAGUGUGAAUGGAUAAGAGUUAAAAUGCAAGUAUAUGGAGAGUUAAAAAUAUUAGAAAAAGGAAGAAUUUUAUAAUUUUAAAGUGAUGCUAAAGAGCGUCCUGAACAGGAGUUCUAUACAUAUGGAACAAUAGUAUUUAAAUAUUUUUAUCAUUUAUAGUCUUUCAAUUUAAAAAAGGUUAAAACGAUUAAAACUUUAAAUACAUCUUAAAUAUAUGAAAUAUAGACUCGACGUUAUUCUCAUAAAGAAAUAGCAUUAGAAAUAUUUUGUAAAAAUCAAAAAUCAUAUUUUUUUGUUUUAUAUGAUAGUGAAAAAAGAAAUUAAUUUUUGAAUUAUUUUAAACAAUAUUAUCAUAUCCGUAUAGUAGUAGAUCGUAGAGCAGGUAAAGUUUUUGAUUUAUAUUAGAAUUUUAGGCUCGGAAUUAUACAAAUAAAUGGCGUUAAGGAGAAAUAUCGAAUUUUGAAUACUUAAUGUUGAUAAAUAAAUAUUCUGGUAGAUCAUUAAAUGAUUUAAAUUAAUACCCUAUUUUCCCUUGGGUUAUUAGUGACUAUACUAGUAAAACAAUAGAUUUAGUAUAAUAUUGAUUGAUUAAUUAGAAUAAUAGAGAAUAGUAUAGAGAUUUAGAUAAGAUGAUUGGUAAUAUAAAUAAGGAAAGAUUGGAGAAUAUUAAAUAAAGAGCAGAGUCUUUAAAGUAGACUUCAAUGGAAUAUUUUUUAUUUGGAUCACAUUUUAGUGUAGCAGCUUAAAUAAUAAAUACUUUAGUGAGAAUAGAACCUUUUACUACUCUUUAAUGUGAAUUAUAAGAUGGAAAAUUAGAUUAGGCAGAUCGUAUAUUUUUUUCAAUUCCUAAUACUUGGGAUUCUUGUUAAAAUGAUCAUUAAGAUUUUAGAGAAUUAAUACCUGAAUAUUUUUAUUUUCCUGAAUUUUUGAAGAAUAUUAAUAAAAUAUAAUUUGGUUUAAGAUAAAAUUAAGAGAUUGUUGAUAAUGUGAUUUUGCCUCCUUGGGCAGAAAGUUGUGAAUAAUUUAUAGAAAUUAAUAGAAAAGCAUUAGAAUCUACUUUUGUAAGUGAGAAAUUACAUAAUUGGAUUAAUUUAGUUUUUGGACCAUAUUCAUAAGGAGAAGAAGCAAAAAAAAGAGAUAAUUUAUAUCAUUGGUUGACUUAUGAAACUUGUUGGUAAUCAUUAGAUAAAUUAUCAUAUCAUGAUAAGUAGGGAUAUUUAACAUAGAUUUAAUCAUUUGGUUAAGUUCCAUUUUAAUUAUUUUAAAAAGCUCAUAAACCAAAAAAAAUAAUUAAAUAAAAUAUUUAUUCUCCAUAAAAUUUAGUAAAAAUUCUAAGAGAUAAUAAAAUGAUUUAUGCGAAAAGAAUGUUAAAAUUAGAUAAAAAGCUUAUAUUAAAAAUUUAUAAAGAGAAUGAUUUUUUAUAUGUCUUAAUAAAUACUUUAUCUGUUUAUAAAUUUAAGUAAUUAUUUAGAAAUAUAUUUUAGAUAUAAUAUAAAUUUAGAGAAAAAAGAGACUGAAGAAAAAUUGUUGUCAUCGUUGCUAUUUUCAAUAUAAGAUGUUGAAAAAUUACACUUAGAAAAAUGCGAUAUUAUUAAGGAUUAACAUAAUUAAGUUAUUGAAAAUUAAAAAAAUAAUAAAUCAAAUCAUAUAUUAGGUCAUUAAUUUUAAAUUGAAGAUCAUUUAUUAUUUGUGUCUGGAUAUUUAAGUGGAGCUGUUUAUAUUUUUGAUCUUCAUUAAGAUAAAACCUAAAAUAAUCCUAUUUGUAAUAAAAUUAAACUUCACAAAAGAAGAGUAACAUGUCUUUUUUAUUCAUCAAAAUUAAAGGUAUUAUGUUUAGGAGCUAAAGAUAACAGAGUAACAGUUUGGAAAUUAUAGUAAUCAAAUGAAAAAAUACCAUUUUUUGGAUCAUCUCCAAAAUAUAUCUUAUAUGGACAUGAAAAAUCAAUUAAAUGUGUGAUAAUUGAUGAUGAUAUGGAGAUUGUUAUAAGUUUAGAUAAAUAAGGGAAAUUAUAAAUACACUCAAUAAUAUCUGGUUUAUUUUUAAAUGAAAUUAGAUUUAAUUUAAGUUAAGGUGAAAAGAUUUGGAAUGUAAUUUCAAAUAAAAAUGGAAUAAUUGCAUUAUUAACAACAAAUAGUGAGAUUAUAGUUACAAGGUAUAAUAUAGAUAUUAUUUAUAGAAUUAAUGGUUUUUUAAUCAGAAGAUAUAUCUAUAAUAAUAUUGGUUAAAUUACACAAUUUGCUUUUUAUUAAGAUUUUCAUUUACUAGUUUCAACUCUAAAAGGAGAACUUUUAUUAAUAUAAGAUAUAACAAGCCUACCAGAAUAGCAUCCUCUUAUUUUUCACAUUUAUUAUAAUACAUCUAAAAUUGGAAUAAUUAAUUUCUCUUAUUGUAUAUAUAAAUUUUAUUUAGAAAUUGAAAAUGAAGACUUUAUUUUAUUGAUGAUUUUCAGUGAUGGAUCCCUUUAUCGUUUUAUUUUAAGUGUUGGGCCAAGUAAUUAUAUUUUUAUAUUUAAGAUACCGAUUUUUCAAAUUAUUUAGGAAAUUUGGGAAUGUGA